Molecule: messenger RNA, 862 nt
Organism: Polyodon spathula (Mississippi paddlefish)
Lineage: Eukaryota; Metazoa; Chordata; Actinopteri; Acipenseriformes; Polyodontidae
Exons: 2
Coding region: 77-751 (224 amino acids)
Source: RefSeq, a predicted model, not a curated record
AGCACUUGUUAAGAAACAACAGAGUCCACAAUGCACCUGACCAGACUUCCUGCCAAAUGAAUACUGGCAGGCUCUCAUGUGGAGUAUAAAUUGGAUUGCUGCAUGUAAUGAUGCAGUCAGUGUCAACAUUUUUUUACUAAUUUUUUUUCAUCUCUGUUUGGAAAAGGAGACCACAGAGGAAAAAGAAAGUCCCCAGCUGGUGAGCAAGCCCUAUCUCUACUCCUGCUGCAACAGAAACACGUCCAACCGGAAGAUGGUGGAGCUGCAGUGUGAGCUCUGGCUGUGCAGAGAGAGGAUGGAGAACGAGAGCAUACACUGCCCUGCCCUGCCCUGCCUGCACCAGAGAGAGGAUGGAGAACGAGAGCAUGCCCUGCCCUGCCUGCACCAGAGAGAGGAUGGAGAACGAGAGCAUGCCCUGCCCUGCCUGCACCACAGAGAGGAUGGAGAACGAGAGCAUGCCAUGCCCUGCCUGCACCACAGAGAGGAUGGAGAACGAGAGCAUGCCCUGCCCUGCCUGCACCACAGAGAGGAUGGAGAACGAGAGCAUGCCAUGCCCUGCCCUGCCUGCACCACAGAGAGGAUGGAGAACGAGAGCAUGCCCUGCCCUGCCUGCACCAGAGAGAGGAUGGAGAACGAGAGCAUGCCCUGCCCUGCCUGCACCAGAGAGAGGAUGGAGAAUGAGAGCAUGCCCUGCCCUGCCUGUACCAGAGAGAGGAUGGAGAACAAGAGCAUAAACGUUGAGCCUAACUAAACUUUGAACAGGUCCCUGACUAACACAUGCCUAAGUCGUUUACCUGUCAAUAAACAAAACAGUUUUGGACACAGCACUUUGCAUUGACUGCUCGGAAACAAAGCACACCUU